Protobothrops mucrosquamatus (brown spotted pit viper) is the source of this 625-nucleotide messenger RNA. RefSeq names its product riboflavin kinase (gene RFK). The transcript is spliced from 4 exons. Lineage: Eukaryota; Metazoa; Chordata; Lepidosauria; Squamata; Viperidae. Gene Ontology annotation, molecular function: riboflavin kinase activity. Gene Ontology annotation, biological process: riboflavin biosynthetic process; FMN biosynthetic process. The record is from RefSeq and is a predicted model, not a curated record. The coding region runs from base 90 to 560 and encodes 156 amino acids. Gene Ontology annotation, cellular component: mitochondrion.
CUGCGCUUGUAGUCGUGGGGACCGGCGGCGGCGCGCGCUCCGUGGGACCGAGCCGCCUCUGCCUUCGCGCCCUCGUAAGCUCCGUCGCCAUGAAGAGCCUGCCGUGCUUCUGCCGCGGGGAGGUGGUGCGAGGCUUCGGGCGGGGCUCCAAGGAGCUGGGCAUCCGCACAGCUAAUUUUUCCGAAGAAGUGGUUGAUAGUUUCCCAUCUGAUAUCUGUACUGGCAUAUACUAUGGAUGGGGUUGUGUUGGAACUGGAGAUGUGCAUAAAGUGGUUUUGAGUAUAGGUUGGAAUCCGUAUUACAAGAAUGUUAAGAAAUCAGUGGAAACACACAUCAUUCACACCUUCAAGAAAGACUUUUAUGGAGAAAUACUCAGCAUAAUCAUUAUUGGUUAUAUAAGACCAGAGCAGAACUUUAAUUCUUUAGAUGCACUUAUAACUGCUAUUCAACAUGACAUUGAAGAAGCUAAAAGUCUACUAGAUUUGCCAGAACACCAGAAGUUUAAAGAUGACAACUUCUUUCACAGAGGGAAUGUUAACUGUAUGACUAAUGGUCAUUAAAUAAUUCCCUUCCUUUAUUUUCACUGCAGUUAUUUAAACUGAACUGAUCUUCACAUGUUUCUUUU